AUGGAGAGAUUGAGAAGCACAAUUCUUGUGGCCAUUCUGCUAUGCAAGAUCAGUUUGGCAUGUGUUCCACCACCAUCUGUGGAAUGCAAUGGAGGAAGAUGUGAAAUAUUCAACUAUCAAGGGAUUUGGGAUGAUCUGAGCAGUUGCAAAGCAGGGAGAGCAUUCUUUCCCAACACAGAACCAGAGCUUCUUCAAGCAGUCAGAUUUGCUGUCAAAAUGGGGAAAAAGAUCAGAGUUGUAAGCCGGUUUUCUCACAGUCUAAGCAAACUUGUUUGCCAAGAUAAGGAAGGAGUGAUAAUAAGCACAGCCAAUUAUGACUCAAAAAUCCAGGUGAAUAAAAGUGCAAUGACAAUCACAGUGGCAGCAGGAGUAAUGAUGAGAGAUGUGAUUGAUGCAGCUGCUAAGGAAGGCCUUGCUCUGCCACACAUGAUUUACUGGGAUGGAGUUUCUGCAGCAGGGGUGUUGAGCACUGGAGCUCAUGGAAGUGGGGUUUUUGGAAAGGGGAGUGCUGUCCAUGAGUAUGUUAGAGCACUCACCAUUGUUGUUCCCACUACUCCUGCACAAGGUUAUGCCAAGCUUGUAAGUGUUGCUCAGGGAGAUGAGCGUUUCAAUGGUGUGAGAUUAUCUCUGGGUGUAUUGGGUGCCAUCUCAGAGAUUACUUUUGGAUUGGAACCCAUUUUUAAGAGGUCUGUGUCUUACAGCUUGGAGGAGGAUGUUGGGAUGGAGGAGAGGAUUGUGGGUUUUGUGAAAAAGUAUGAGUUUGGAGAUGUUUGGUGGUAUCCUGCUCAUGGGGAGGUCAUUUGGGGGGCAAUUGAUCGGGUGAGUGGAGACGUCGAUGGAGAUGGAGUCAACAAAAUGGAGCAGCUGGGCCAGCCAAGUACUGUAUCAAAUGCUGAAGACUCUGGAACCACACUUAAUACAAUUGAAUCAACACAAGACACAAAGCUGUUAUGCAAUCUCACCGGACAAAUAAUGACCGCGAGAGUAUCGACAGGUGCAGGGUUCUUAAACAGUGAAAGCCAAGGAUUCGUCAAAUAUCCAGUGAUAGGAUGGAAUAACAGAAUGCAGGCCACAGGAGGAUGUCAAGAUUACUUUCACAAACAAGAACCCAAUCCCAAAAUAUGCACACCUCAUAAGAUUUUGGACAAGAACGAAUCCAUAUGUUCAUGGGAUCGUCGAGUAGAUGGUGUGAGAGGCUUCGACGUAGAAAUCUACGUGCCACUCAAGAAUGCAAAACAUGCAAUUAUGGACGUAAAAAAAAUCCGAGACCUAAACCCACAUGCCCUCUGUGAGCUGGAGUUCCUAGAGGGCAUGUCAAUGCGCUCCGUGAAGAAAUCAGAAGCUUACUUAGGACAUUCUGAGGAUGUUAUUACGUUCGAGUUUGAAUAUUUGAGAAAGGAGCAGUGGGAGGAGCCAAAGUGGAACAUGGACGUUUAUGAAGAGAUAGAACAAAUGCUUGUGGAAAAGUAUGGAGGGACACCCCAUUGGGGGAAGUCUGGAGGUUUUUUGUUCCAAGGAGUUGCAAACAAGACUUUGGACUUGCCCAAAUUUUUGAAGGUGAAGGAGGAGAUGGACCCAACUGGUUUGUUUUCUAUUGACUGGACUGAUGCCAUUCUUGGCAUUGGAGGAAAACAAGUGCAAGUGUUUAGAGAUGGAUGUGGGUUGCAUAAGAUGUGUAAAUGUAAGGAGGAUAGGCAUUGCUUACCACAUAAAGGCUAUUUCUGCAGGCCUGGAAGAGUGUGGAAGAAUGCUCGGGUUUGUAGGAAAGAUUGAAAAUCAGACAUUUAUUGUUACGAUUUAUAUUUGUGAAGUAAUGGAGAUUACAAUUGGGAGAUCUCAUUUCUGAUAUAAACAAUUAACAAUAAUAUUCAAACCGGUUUGAAUUUUGAUUGUAAGAACAAUACCACAACUUAACCAUCAUUGUAUUUAAUUUUUAGUUUUAUAAGAUAUCAUCUUAUUU
This is a messenger RNA of Cryptomeria japonica (Japanese cedar), 1960 nucleotides long. Its product is annotated as L-gulonolactone oxidase 5. Gene Ontology annotation, molecular function: D-arabinono-1,4-lactone oxidase activity; FAD binding. Lineage: Eukaryota; Viridiplantae; Streptophyta; Pinopsida; Cupressales; Cupressaceae. Gene Ontology annotation, cellular component: membrane. The coding region runs from base 1 to 1773 and encodes 590 amino acids. The record is from RefSeq and is a predicted model, not a curated record. The transcript has 2 exons.